This is a messenger RNA of Dufourea novaeangliae, 693 nucleotides long. RefSeq names its product probable 28S ribosomal protein S25, mitochondrial (gene mRpS25). Bases 88 to 597 code for a protein of 169 amino acids. Gene Ontology annotation, cellular component: mitochondrion. Gene Ontology annotation, molecular function: structural constituent of ribosome. The record is from RefSeq and is a predicted model, not a curated record. The transcript is spliced from 3 exons. Lineage: Eukaryota; Metazoa; Arthropoda; Insecta; Hymenoptera; Halictidae.
AAGAAUGAUGUGUUCAAUUUGAGACGAUCGGGAAAGAGGUAGAGGUAAUUUUCACCGGUGGAUAGUUUUAUUUAAAAAACAGGCAAUAUGCCGUUUAUGAUUGGUGCGGCGCCUAUACGAAGAACGUGGAGAUAUUUAAACGCUGGUAAAUUAGUCUUAAAAAAUGAGAUACAAAUAUUUUCCAUUAAUUAUAACGUACACGGACAUAAUCAUAAAGGAGCUAGAGAAUUCAUAUUCUGGAAUCUAUCGCAAAUUCAGUAUAAAAACCCAAACGUGCAAGUGGUUACAUUUAAAAAUUUGACACCAACUCCUUUUGUAAAAUGUUACUAUGACGAUGGAAAAACUAUGUUAAUUGACAUAGACAAUAAAUCUAAAGAAGACAUACUAGGACAUCUUAUGAAAGUUGUUGGUAAAUCCGAAGAUGUUUUGAGAGAAGAGAACAUAACACAAGAAAAGAAAGAUAAUCCUGCAAAUUUUGGUGUUGACUGUUCAAGAAGUUGUAUGUGUGUAGUUCCUGGUCAAUUGCCAUGUCCUUCUGUAGUACCUUUACCAUUUCAUAUGCGUGGUAAAUAUAUACAUGCCAAAAAGGAUGAUUAACUCUAAGAUUAUUUUCAAUGUUACAUAUAAAUAUAUUAAAAGUAACUACUGUAAUUAUUUUUUAUGUUUUAUUGAGUUGUUUACUAUUUACACAUA